UCGUGCAUCCUGUGGGCAGUGAGGGGCAAAGAGGAUCCGGCUGGCAUAUUUUCUGCCCUGCUUCCCUGCGAUUUCUGUGGCUGUAUCACAGUGCGUGGAGUGCAGGAAGAGCUGCAGAGAGCUCGAUCAGUGACAUCGCUCCGCAGCAGAGGAAGAUUGCCAUAGAGGACCCGGGAUGCUCAACAACCUGACUGACACAGAGGAGGGGGACGGGGGAGCACAAAGCCAGGGCGACAGUAACCCCAAGGAGAGUAGCCCUUUCAUUAACAGCAGUGAUGCUGCUGCAGAGAAGAGCCAGCAGUAUGACGGCAAGAACAUGGCCUUGUUUGAGGAGGAGAUGGACACCAGCCCCAUGGUGUCGUCUCUUCUCAGCAGCCUGGCCAACUACUCCAACCUGCCCCAAGGUAGCAAGGAGCACGAGGAGGCCGAGAACAACGAGGCUGAGCCGUCACGCAAGAAACCUGUCAAGGCCCCUCAGCUUGGCACUCUGAUGGGCGUCUUUAUGCCGUGCAUCCAGAACAUCUUCGGUGUGAUCCUCUUCCUCAGGAUGACCUGGUUGGUGGGAAUCGGAGGUGUCAUUGGGACUUUUGUCAUCGUCUUUAUGUGCUGUACCACAACCAUGCUGACUGCCAUCUCGAUGAGUGCCAUCGCUACCAAUGGAGUAGUGCCAGCUGGAGGCUCCUACUACAUGAUUUCCCGUUCGCUGGGCCCUGAAUUUGGGGGAGCAGUGGGGAUCUGUUUCUACCUGGGAACCACCUACGCUGGAGCCAUGUACAUCCUGGGGGCCAUCGAGCUCCUCCUGAUUUACAUCGUGCCCAAAGCAGCCAUCUUUCCCCUGGAGGGCCUGGAAGGUCCCGAAGCAGAGGCUGCUCUGCUUAACAGCAUGCGUGUGUACGGGACCAUCCUGUUGACCUCCAUGGCCACGGUGGUGUUUGUCGGCGUAAAAUACGUCAACAAGUUGGCCCUGGUGUUUCUGGCCUGCGUUAUUCUUUCCAUCUUGGCCGUCUACGCCGGGGUCAUCAAGACUGCCAUCGAGCCUCCUGACUUGCCUGUAUGUAUCUUGGGGAACCGUACUUUGGUGUGGAAGGGCUUCGAUGUGUGUGCCAAGACCAUUGAGACGGCUAACGGCACAGUUACCACCAAGCUGUGGAGUAUAUUCUGUGAUUCACCCUUCCUCAAUGCUACCUGUGACAAGUAUUUUGAACGCAACAAUGUGACUCAGAUCCAGGGCAUCCCAGGGAUCACCAGUGGAAUCAUGACAGACAAUCUGUUUGGGACCUACUAUGAGAAGGGGGACCUGGUUGGCAGGAGGCACAUGGAGUCAGCGGAAGACCAGGAUGAUCCUCUGACCAGCAUUAAUCGCUACGUGUUGGCUGACAUCACCAGCUUCUUUACAUUGCUGGUUGGCAUCUACUUCCCCUCUGUGACAGGGAUCAUGGCUGGCUCCAACCGCUCUGGAGAUCUGCGUGAUGCCCAGAAGUCUAUCCCUGUUGGAACAAUCGCAGCCAUUAGCACCACCUCUGCCGUCUACAUGUCCAGUGUGGUUCUGUUUGGUGCCUGCAUCGAGGGUGUGGUCCUCAGAGACAAGUUCGGGGAGGGAGUGCACGGUAACCUGGUUAUUGGCACAUUAGCUUGGCCGUCACCGUGGGUAAUCGUGAUCGGCUCCUUCUUCUCCACAUGUGGAGCAGGGCUCCAGAGUCUGACAGGAGCUCCUCGCCUCCUACAGGCCAUAGCUAAGGACGGCAUCGUACCCGCCCUUCGGAUCUUUGGCCAUGGGAAAGCCAACGGAGAACCCACAUGGUCCCUCCUGCUGACAGCAUGUAUCUGCGAGAGUGGCAUCCUCAUUGCCUCCCUGGAUUCAGUGGCUCCUAUCCUCUCCAUGUUUUUCCUGAUGUGCUAUAUGUUUGUGAACCUGGCCUGUGCCGUGCAGACGCUGCUGAGGACUCCAAACUGGAGACCUCGCUUCAAGUUCUACCACUGGACUUUGUCCUUCCUGGGGAUGAGCUUGUGUCUCACUCUCAUGUUCCUCUGCUCCUGGUACUACGCCAUCGUCGCUAUGGGAAUUGCCGGGUCUAUCUACAAGUAUAUUGAAUUCGCAGGGGCGGAGAAAGAGUGGGGUGAUGGGAUACGAGGUGUGUCUUUGAGUGCUGCACGUUACGCUCUCAUGCGACUGGAGGAAGGUCCCCCACACACCAAGAACUGGAGGCCUCAGUUGCUGGUGCUGGUUAGCACAGACACCGAGCAAAACGUGGAGCAGCCUCGUCUGUUAUCUCUGACCAACCAGCUGAAGGCGGGCAAAGGUUUAACCAUUGUUGGGACAGCUCUGGAGGGCACCUACUUAGAGAACCAUGACCAGGCCCACCGUGCAGAGCAGGCACUGCGGAAACUGAUGGAAACUGAGAAGGUGAAGGGCUUCUGUCAAGUUACUGUAUCCUCAAACCUACGUGAUGCCACAUCCCACCUACUCCAAGCCAGUGGGCUGGGAGGCCUGAAACACAACGCUGUGCUGGUCUCUUGGCCUCGCAACUGGAAGCAGGAAGAUGAUCACAAGACCUGGAAAAACUUUGUUGAACUGGUCAGAGAAACCACUGCUGCUCACCUGGCUCUGCUCGUCCCGAAGAACAUCUCGGCCUUUCCAUCCAAUAGCGAACGUUUCAGUGAGGGUCACAUCGACGUGUGGUGGAUCGUCCAUGAUGGAGGCAUGCUGAUGCUGCUCCCCUUCCUGCUCCGCCAGCACAAGGUUUGGAGGAAGUGCAAGAUGCGCAUCUUCACUGUGGCCCAGAUGGACGACAACAGCAUCCAGAUGAAGAAGGACCUGACCACAUUCCUCUAUCAUCUCCGUAUCGAAGCUAUGGUGGAAGUGGUUGAAAUGCAUGACAGUGACAUCUCUGCCUACACUUACGAGAAGACCCUGGUGAUGGAACAGCGGUCCCAGAUGCUUAAACAGAUCAAAAUGUCCAAGAAUGAGCGUGGGAGAGAGAUCCAGAGUAUCACAGAUUCAUCCCGGGGGUCUAUCCGCCGUAAGAACCCGGCAGCUGUGACCACCCAGCUUAGUGUGACCGAGGAACCACCAGCAGCAAGCAAAGAGGAGAAGCCUGAGGAAGAGCCAAAGUCGGCCUCUUCUCCUGUGUCCCCCCCUGCCCAGGUCCAGCUCAUCCACGACAACACAACCCCAGCCAGCCCUGUGACCCCAGCCACUUUACUGACACCUGAGGCGGCUCAGAGCCCUGGGGAGCAGGUCCAGAUGACCUGGACUGAAAAGUGUGAUGGGGAACCCGACAAGCUGCCUGGUCCAGCCACCCCAGAGGGCAUCAAAGACAUCUUCAACAUGAAGCCUGAGUGGGAGAACCUGAAUCAAUCCAAUGUGCGACGUAUGCACACAGCUCUCCGGCUGAAUGAAGUCAUCAUCAAAAAGUCCUCAGAGGCCAAGCUAGUCCUUCUCAACAUGCCCGGGCCACCCAAGAACCGGUCAGGUGACGAGAACUACAUGGAGUUCCUUGAGGUUCUCACUGAUGGCCUCAACCGAGUGCUCCUGGUCCGUGGAGGAGGCCGCGAGGUCAUCACUAUCUAUUCCUGAAAGAGUGGCCCUCUCCCCCACCACCAGCCCUCCGCCGCUCUCUCAGCCCUGUUCCUGUGUCAUCUGUGCUCCUGCCCUCUCAUUAGCGCUGCUUCAUCAUCAUGUCAUCAAGUACAUUUAUUUCUGUAAGAUAGCCCUCUCACACUCAACAAACAGCCCAGCUCAGCUUCAGCACCUCUCCCUCAGCUCCGUCUUCAGCAGACUGAUGAGCAGUAGCACAUGCUCAGCUACUAAACCCUUCACUUUAGUCUAUUAAGCUACUAUAACUAUUGUAGGCUCUAGACUAAUUUAGAUGCUAUUUAGAGUUUUUCUUAGACUUUCUUUCCUGCUAGUCAGCAAUCUAUUGUAGUAACACACGCUGAGUUUUAGUAACUCGGAAAGGAGGAGGUGGGUUGUUAGCUGAGGUGUGAGCGCACAUGCACGCAUGUAUAUGUCUGUCCUUGUUUUAAUCUCUAUAGAUUCUUUAUUUUUUCUCCACAUACAAGCGGAUUCUGCUCAGAAAGAUGAGAGCCAGCUGAAAUGAGCUCAAUGUAGGUUUGUCUGUUUAAUUCCCUCAUGGUGAUCGGACACCUCCCACAGCCUGUUGUCUUUGAUAUGAUUCAACUUUCAAGGCAAAACACACUGCUGCCCACAGUCAGGACCAUCAACUGGAAGCAAGAGGAGACUAUAGUCAUGUAUGUACUGAGAAAUUCAAAUUAACUUUCAAAGAAGACUGACAUGUGGAUCAAACCAGCAGUAUUAUCUUGAACCUGAUCACUCCUUUGCAUGACAUCCUUAAAACUGUGUUUUUACUCAGCUUGUUCUGUUACUGCCAUUGCUGUCUUUCCAUCCAUUGUCCUUUCAGCUCAUCUCUUAGUGGCUGUUUAUCCCUGUAGCCACUAUUAGUGCCAAAAAAUACAACAAGGCUAGCUUAGUUUGUAGAGAUUGACACGUAAUUAAACUGUGAAUAGUGCGUUUUCUAGCAGAAGGCUGGUGUGACAGCAAAGUGAGGAGACAGAACAAAUCCCUGAGGAGAUUAUGCCAGCACUGCUCGACCCUCGUGUGGAUCACUGUAAAUAAUGUACAAGCUCUGACGCGUUGUUCGGUAUGGGUGUAGUAUUUUUGUGAGAUACUAAAAAGCUUCUAGUGGAGAGAAAAUGUUCCAUUAUUCAGAGGGACAGCUCAAAAUGCUAUUUUUUAAAAUUAAUAUAUUUAUUGCAUUUAUUUAUUGGAUGGCAUAGGCUCAUGUCACAAUGGUAACCAUCAUUGUAACCUCAAUAAGCACUGCACCUGCACUGUCUGCCACUGUGCAACAAGUGAAACUUUGAUGAAUUCAUCAAGUUGAUUAAAGUAAAUGCUAAAUGUUAUUUUUUCAUCUAGAGAACAAAUAUGUAUUUAUGUUUAUAGAUAAAACUUACACAUAUUGAACAAACUUUAUCAUUUUGAUUGUCACACAGAUAUAUUGUUCUUUUGCCAAAUUUGACAUGAAAUGUGCCAUAUCGAAGUAUGUUUCAGACAUAGUGAGCAAAAUUCUGAUUAAAUCACAGAUAAUAAAAUGUGCUAAAAAGAGAAAACCGGGGUGUCUUCAGGGAACUAUGUAUGGUGAUAACACCGUAGCUGGAAAGGCCCCCUGCAGAUGAUAAAAGAAUAAAUGUUCAGACCUCCAUAAAACUACCAACACCUAGCUGUAGACAUAGGCGUAUCAGCUUUUACUGGAGUUUGAACAUCUGUCGACUGAUUCUUCAUGGCGUCAAGUCUAAAUAAAUAGAGAGGACAAUGGCUUCUGUAGCUAGGAAACUCACUUUGUCGACAAGACUGAACUCUAUGCAGUAGACUCUCCAGUGAGAUUUUAUAUCCUCUAGAUUGGUUAAGAUUUGAGCCACACGUUCCUGACUGAAUGACUUGUGAGCAAAUCAUACUUAGAUUUAAAAAGUGCAUCUUGAAAGGACUGUGCAAUAGCUGAAAUCCGGACUCAUGUGAUCAUGUUAUUUAUUUUUUUACACAUAUAUUUUGUAUAUGUAAAUUUCGUAAGUCUUAUAAUAUCCAGAAUCAUCUCACUCUGACCAAGGACAGCUGUCACUUUAAUUAUUUUCUGUUUCUUUUCUUGGAGAAACUGUUUUUGGUCAUUU
Molecule: messenger RNA, 5685 nt
Organism: Monopterus albus (swamp eel)
Lineage: Eukaryota; Metazoa; Chordata; Actinopteri; Synbranchiformes; Synbranchidae
Gene: slc12a5a
Product: solute carrier family 12 member 5a
Exons: 26
Coding region: 176-3577 (1133 amino acids)
Biological process (GO): chloride ion homeostasis; potassium ion homeostasis; chloride transmembrane transport
Cellular component (GO): plasma membrane
Molecular function (GO): potassium:chloride symporter activity
Source: RefSeq, a predicted model, not a curated record